ACUGAUAGCAAAUUUCAUUCUAUUCAUUAGUAUCAAUUUAAUUAACGCGCAAUCAAGACGUAAAGUUUUUUAUUUAUAAAACAUCAAAUUUAUUUCUCUUCUAACUUAAAUGUCCGAAAAAAAUGGAAAAAAUUCUGAAUGAAAUCAAAUCGUUUUUGAAGACUUUAGUUUGUUUUUUGAUUGCGUGUUGCAUGGUGCCACUUCUUUUGACAUCGUUCCUUUGUGUCCACUACUCGAAUGAACUUUUCAAUUAUGUUCUGACAGUCAAAUACCCAUCACUGGAAAUUUCCAAAUCAAAGAAAAUUCGAACACUCAUAGAUACACCUCGAAAUGCUGGUAUUUUUCAUUUCCUCCUGCAACUACAAGGAUCUUGUGAUUUUGAAAAAAUCAAACAACAUUAUGUGGAACAUUUGACUGAGUUGCGAAAUCCACUUGGAGGAUUGCGUUUUCCAAAACUGAGACAACAAUUGAUAACAUGUUGGGGUCAUUAUGCUUGGGUGAAAGAUCAAAGCUCAUUCAAUAUCAAUAAUCAUGUUGUCAUCAAUACGGCUAAUUAUCGAGGAAGGAAGGUGCACGAUGGGAAUAUACAGGAGUUUGUCAGUGAUUUGGUUACCAAAUAUAUUCCAUCGGAUUUGCCACAAUGGCAGGUUAUAGUGAUUCCAAUUGUGUCGACAUCUUGUGAAGAGGAUAUGGCGGAUGACCAUUUUUACAUAUUAGUCAAAGUCCAUCAUCUUUUAAUAGCCGAGCAAGAUGGCUUACACACCAGUGAAAUACUAAUGCUCAAUAGUUCAAACAAACUAUCAAUUGAUGUCUAUGGAACGACUCGAGAAAGUCCCAAACUUUCAUAUUUUGUCCGAAAACCAGUACAUGUUCAAAAUCUAUUCAAUUACAUUUGGCUUGGAAUUAUCAAUCGUUGGAAUGAAUUUACCUAUCACUUUGAUUCAUUGGAAUCACCGGAUGGAGUUCAAAAACUUCAAAUCGAUUGCAUCAGUAAGUUACUGUCGGUUUUACUUAUUACAACUGUUACAGUACUAAUUGAUUUCUGGAGAGCAAACAAAGGUAUAAAAACAUCAUUUCGUGCUCGGUAUCGUCUCUUCUACACUUUGAUUAGACGAGAAAUUCUUCGAAGGAAUAUAUCAUAUGGAGUUGUGAUGGAUUCAAUAAAAACAUCAUUGCAUCCUUUUAGCAUUUUCAAAAACCUUAUAAGAAUAAUUUGGUAUAUAAAUGUCAACAUAAUUCUCCUUAUGCCUUAUAACAUUUAUCGUGAGCUCUUGGCGAUGAAGGAUAUUAUUUUUACCGGAAACACAACUUUGAUUACAUUUAGCGGAACUGCUGCCGUAUACAUUCCUCUCAUUAUCUACGCCCAAGUUGAAGUCAUCAAAAUUUGCUUUGAGAUUUUUAAAGCUCCGUGCAAUAUUUUCGAAGAACUUUUCCAAUUCCGUUCUAAAGAUGCAAAUAUCCUUCAAGUAAAAUCCUAUUCGGGUAGAAAAGUUGUGUCCUUUUCGAAGGAAAUAGAUUGGACUGAAAUAAGAAAACGUGUCGAUCUUACCGGAUUGCGAGAAUCGGACGUUACAUUAGCCUGCAUAGCUGGAGCUUUGCACGAGUAUUUUGAUGGUUUCGAAGGAUAUCCGGUACCAAAAGUUCUAAAUACAACAUGCCGCACUAUGGCCAAGGGCUACUUCACUGAAAGAGAUGGACGAAUGAAUCACAUUGGUGGUGUGGUAUUCCUCCAGCUGCCACUGAGGAAACCAACUCGUGAAAAUGCUCUAGAAAUUCAAAAGAUCAUCGAAAGAAUUCGAAUGAAACAAGUUAUUAUAUAUUUAGCAUCGAUUGGACAAACGAAGUUUGAUAUGUUGACAGCUAUUUUACCAAGGACGGUGACCAAAGUUUUCAUUAACUAUUUUUCGUUUAAUUUUCCUGUUACUUUGACGGAAAUCUAUGGAAAUUCAUCGAAUUUCGAAACAGUUUGGGGGCAGAAUGUGGAAUAUGUUUUGUUAUUUAGACCACCACAAUCAAAAACAUGCCUUUCAUUAAACAUUCAUCGAUUUGGAGAAAAAAGUCGUUUAGCAAUUAUUGCUGAUACACAGCUAGCACCAGAUCAUGCUAAAAUUUCAAGUUCUUUCGAGAAAUUUAUGGAAACUAUAAAAAUGUAAUUAAUUUGCAUGUGUGUUCAAACAAUAAAUUAUUUAUCCAAACUGUGAUUAAGUUAAA
Messenger RNA from Episyrphus balteatus (marmalade hoverfly), 2211 nucleotides. RefSeq lists its product as uncharacterized. The record is from RefSeq and is a predicted model, not a curated record. Gene Ontology annotation, molecular function: diacylglycerol O-acyltransferase activity; long-chain-alcohol O-fatty-acyltransferase activity. Gene Ontology annotation, cellular component: plasma membrane. NCBI's taxonomy places the organism in Eukaryota, Metazoa, Arthropoda, Insecta, Diptera, Syrphidae. Bases 123 to 2153 code for a protein of 676 amino acids. The transcript is spliced from 6 exons. Gene Ontology annotation, biological process: triglyceride biosynthetic process.